AAUUUUAAAAAGAUCCAAAACAAAAUGGAAGAUUAUGGCGAUACAAGUGGAGGGGGUGAAGGCAGCGGCAGCGCAGAAAGAUUUGAUGAUCGUCCACUCAACGGACUUGGAGGGUAUGGAGAUGAAGAUUACUCUGAUGUCAAGUCCUUGGUAGCCCAGAAUAAAGGGCAAAAUCAACAGCAGGUCGAGAAUUUCAACCAAUUUCCAGAGAUAACUCCAGAGACAGUCACGAAAUUACAAGGGCUUGGUAUUUCUUACUUGUUUCCGAUCCAAGCAGAGUGAUUCAGACCUAUUUAUUCAGGAAAAGAUGUUAUUGGCAGAGACCUAACUGGCUCAGGAAAGACCUUAGCCUUCUGUGUUCCGCUAGUGGAAAAAUUCAGGAAGGAAGGACUCAUAGGCUCAGGAAAGAGCUCUCUAAAGGCGAUCAUACUAGCACCUACGAGAGAGCUAGCUCUACAAGUCUCAAAGGUUCUGAAGUGUCUCAGGCACCACGGUGAUGAAUUUAGAGUGAUAACUGUCUACGGUGGCGUUCCAAUCCAUGUCCAAACCAAAGAGCUUCAGAGUGGGGUUGAUUUCUUUGUAGGCACCACCGGUAGAGUCAUGGACCAUAUUAGAAGAGGAAACAUCAACUUCACCGCUAUGAGAGCUGUCGUGCUUGACGAAGCUGAUCAAAUGCUCAACAUGGGAUUUGCUGAAGACAUUGAGACAAUCAUGAAAUCUUUGAAGGAGAAGACAAAUACCAAGCAACAGUUUAUAUUGUUCUCAGCAACGAUCCCAGACUGGUUCAAGAACACUGCUGAGAACUAUAUGGAAGAAGACUACUUGUAUAUAAACCUUGCAGAGAAUCUGAAGAACAAGACUCCAAGGAAUGUUACUCAUAUCUUAGUGAGAAUUCCUUCGUCCCAAAGAGAAGAAAUUCUUGCAAAAGUAAUGGCAAGAUAUCUCGAGAACGACAAAUCAAAGGCAAUCGUGUUUACAACUACUAAGAAUGAUGCAAGAGAGAUCUCCCAGUCAAGUGUGUUUGGAGGCAAAGCAGAAGCUCUGCACGGAGAUGUCCCUCAAAGAUCAAGAGAGUUUGUGCUGAAGAGGUUCAGACAGGGAAGAACCAGCGUUCUUGUAGCAACAGAUGUUGCUUCUAGAGGUCUAGACAUCCCAAGAGUUGAUCUUAUCGUUCAAAUUGAGCCUCCAAGGGAUCCAGAGCAGUACAUUCAUAGAUCUGGCAGAACCGCAAGAGCUGGCAAUGCUGGAGUAUGAGUAACCUUUUGUGAUUCUAGGGAUGAACAAUGGAUUGAAAAGAUCAUUGACCAAGCAGGAAUCGAUUUUAAAGAACUAGAUUGGGAAAAUAAUACAGACCAUUUUCCUAGUCACAACAGUAUGGAUGGAGGCUCAAGCGGAUCAAGAAGCUUGCUUAUAGGUGUUCCUGGGUUCAUCACUUAUCAAGUUGCCGGACUUUUUGCUAACAAAGGGGACGCUUACAACAAAUGUAUUGAAGUUUUUGGAAGACCUUUGACUGAUAGUUUUAAAAAUACAACCCCGAUUGACCAUCCGAAUGCAAUCAUCUUCGAUAUUAUAGAGGCGAAAGAACAAGAGAUGGUAGAUGCCUACGAGAGGGCUAGAAGAGAAGGCCCAGUAGGAUUUGAACUAGAGAAGGUUGUAUCUUUGCCCACUGGAAAGUAAUCUG
This is a messenger RNA of Moneuplotes crassus, 1681 nucleotides long. NCBI's taxonomy places the organism in Eukaryota, Ciliophora, Spirotrichea, Euplotida, Euplotidae. The record is from the annotation of a GenBank genome assembly.